Messenger RNA from Wickerhamiella sorbophila, 549 nucleotides. RefSeq lists its product as hypothetical. Bases 1 to 549 code for a protein of 182 amino acids. The transcript is spliced from 2 exons. The record is from RefSeq and is a predicted model, not a curated record. NCBI's taxonomy places the organism in Eukaryota, Fungi, Ascomycota, Dipodascomycetes, Dipodascales, Trichomonascaceae.
AUGCAGGGAUUCCGCGAGGAUCUCAUUCACAGAACUGAGCUAUUGAAAUUCAAGGAGACUCUUCUGAAAGAUCAACUUAACACUUUUAGAUUGCUAGAUUCUAGUGUUGCUGAUCUCACGGAAAAAUAUCGUGUAAUUUGUAGCGAGACCGUCGAGCCAUCAACAGCGCUGCAAGUUGACGAGCUGAGGAAGCAGAUAGCAGAUCUGGACGUCGAAAAAUGUCACUUGAACGAUCUGAUCCAGCAAAGCGAAUCAGGUCUCAAUGAGAAAAAGCAAGUUGCGCUCGUCCUAGAUCAGCAAAACACAGCCUUGCAAGAUCGAAUCUCGCAACUAGUUCAAACAAAUGAGGCCAAACGAACCUUGCUCGCCACGGCUCGAAAUGAUUUAGCAAAAAAGCAAAAAGAACUUGCCGAAACCAAGGAAAAACUAGCAGAGCAUGAACUGCUAGUACAAUCUCUAGCACAGGAAAGAGAAAGAACUGAGCAGGCCUACAUUGACCAAAUCGAGACGAAAACAAAGGAGCUUUCAGAAUUUUACGAGCAGCGUUAG